This is a messenger RNA of Porites evermanni, 4963 nucleotides long. The record is from the annotation of a GenBank genome assembly. Lineage: Eukaryota; Metazoa; Cnidaria; Anthozoa; Scleractinia; Poritidae.
AUGCUGAACUCACUCGACAUGGAUCAUCCACGACAGAAAGCUAGCCUGCCUUUUUCCAUUGAAAAUAUUUUAAGGGACGAUUUUCCGCAUCCACGAAGGGCAAACGCAGUAGAUCUGCCAAGUUUUGAACGAUGGCCAAGCGCUCCUGUUUAUAGGUACUACGCAGUUCGGUACAGUCCUGUGUUCAUGAAAUAUUUACCUCAUAUGAGCCGAGUGGGAGGGAGACUUCAUCGUGUAAGUGGACAAAAUGAAGAUGUCUUACCGUUAUACGCGGAAAAGAUUGAACGCGAUCAGUUAUGCUGCGAGGACGAAGGCAAUAAACUGAAUUAUGAUGGUAAGCCAUUUUAUUUAACAUUCUCAGUUCCAGCAACACUUGAUUUUAAAAUAGUUUCAACGAUUUUAAAAUAGGACUUUUCUAAUCAAAACAUACAAAAAUAACAAUUUUUACCUGCAUUUCCGUCAUCGAAAUAUAUAAUUGUUCUGUGCUGUCGAGAUUUAGCGCAAUCGCGCUGAAACGUGUUUAUUAUUGAUGAAAUAUACUGAUAUGAGCUUUAUUUAAGGAAAUAUCAAAAUACAAUAAGUUUUGAUUUGUUUAAGCGUAGUGUGCGUGAAUUCGAGGGAACAAAGGAAUAAAAAAAUUCUCCGCAUUGUUUUUUUUGAGAGACUCUUCUCAUGCCGUUGCGUGUUUAAGACAAGUCACGCUUUAAAAGCACGUACUUAGCCUGAGUAUUCCUUGGAAUUCCAGUAUUCAUUCAACCUGUUAACUAGUUUUUCUAGUUCUUAGUUAUGUCAGAUUACAUUUUAAAACUACUUUCUCAUAAGCUUUUCGAACAUUACUGACAGUGAAUGGGUCAGGCGCAAUGGUAUUAUAGGUACAAGCACUGCCCUGUGUUGCUCUUUCAUGACUUUUAAAAACCAAAAAAAAGAAAAACAGCGCCACAAGAAAAAAAGAACGAUUCAGCGAAAAAACUUCUACGGAUCCAACAUUUCGAAAAAAAAAAAACAAAAAAAAAACAGGUAGAGCUUCUUUCAUUUUGCAAACCUUUUCAUACUCCAUUGUUUUCUUCAUAAAUCGUGGAAAAAAGAAAAAGAAAGAAAGAAAGAAAGAAAAAGAAACUGAGAAAAAAAUAGGCUAGACGUUGGUAUCUGCACAUAAUAGAAGUCAGACAUACCCGAAUCCGGACUUGAAGGCUGUGACUUCUACCAAGGUAGAAGCAAAUUAACUAGUUGUUUUCAUCCGUGUAAUCAGCUUUUUUACUAAAAUGUUGUUUAAAAGACAGAGUUAUUUUGGUUACAAUCGGAGAGGCAGUUAUGCUACAAUUAAGCACCGAGGCAAACUUAUAAAAGUCGUACUAAGACAUAAUUAGAUAACUAUGUUGGCAAAAUAAAAGCAAUAUUGUUUUACCGAAAAUUAGUAAAAGAAGAUAUUUCCAGGUAUAAGAGAAACCUAACCUGGGGUUAAUAGGAGAACUCAAAUUGUGAGGUCAGUAUCAAUGUUAAGUGACUUGUUAAUCAAAUUCAUCGACGGUGUGUUUUUAACUAAUUCUGCAUAGCACGCAACGUAACGAAAGUUUGUUUUCGGUCAAGGAAGCCAAUUACACAAAACAUACGAGACUUUUUCUUUCUUGUUGUGUUAACGUUGUAGCAAAUUAAGUAAAAAAAAAAUAGAAUAAAAUAAACGAGGUUUAUGAUGAAACAUGUAUUUCGUUGCGAAUAUUGAAUUCCUUCUUCUCAGCCGAAUUUUCCUCUUUGAAUGUAUCAAAUUCUGCCUGCUUGCUGUCGUUAUUCUCAAUGUUCCGUGGAGGAAAUACUUGUGCGGAAAAUUUGAAGAGCCAAUCGUUUUUCAUUUUUCAGUCUAGGUUUAUAAGGAUUUCAUUUAAGCUGAUUACCGUCCUUUUUCCUUGUGAAAACGAUCGUGAGAAGUUUUGAUCAAUAUCUUACUUAAAAGGUCACUCUUACAAUUCAUGUGAUGCGCAGUUUUCGGUUAAACCCGCUUUGUAUGGGAAGACAGUAAGAAGUGCCACCCAGAAGGGGUCUCGGUUUUUUCAAAUGAAUAGCGAGCAAUGAGGAAAUCACGACCCAAAAAAUAACAAAACAGGUUUUGGUAAACGUUCAUUCCGCUUGAUUAUAGAUUCAACCGGCGCGGGAGAAAGCACCCUUUCCAUUUUUUCAAGCUUCUGGCAUACAAGCUUAUUAUCGGGCCCGAUUUUACUCUGGACCGUCGUGAAUUGAAAGACAGCGUCUUUCAAGUUUGGACUCGAUGAUCAACUCGAUCGAGCAUUAAUUGCUGAAGCCAUUAGCAGUAACAAUACCUUUAGUCCUGUUAUUUUAUAUGAAACGCUUACUCACUUUGUCAAAAAAGUGUGUUUCGUGAAUCACUUGUUUUGGAUUAACCACAGAGUGACAAUCUAAGCCUUUGACCGGCGACACCAAAUGUCCUCAUCAAAAUAUCGAGUUAAUACCCGACUUUGAAAAUAACACAGUAUUUACAAUAUGUACUUAUAUACUGGCCUGCUGCUUUUACGUCUCCCUGCACGGACUUGAACUGAGGUUUCUAAAACGAACUAUGAUCUAAAUUGUCAUUCAGAACGGCCAAAGUUCCUACGAUAAGAAGAUCUCGGUCAAAGUUCUGCAUCAGGCGUGGCCGCACAAGUUAUCCAUUUAUACUGUCAGUAAAAGAUACGAUUAUAAAUGAAAGAGAAGAUAAAGGCCAAAUUGCUAUUAUUUCAAAUAUCAGUUUGAUUCGUUGUUGAGUAUCUCAAGUGUUUGUUUGGCUAUAUAGUGGCUUCUGAGAACCUAAUAAUCUUCCCCAGUAUUAGUCGGUCGUCAGGCGUACAUGGUUCUAUGCACGAUAAAACUGAAUACUCUAAGUUGUCGGCUAAGAAGUGUCUCAUGAGUGACCUCAUAACGAAGAAAUAGAGGCUUAAAACUUUACCUCGUGAAAAUAUUCACGAUAACGCGUUCAAAGCAGUAGUUUUCUUUUCUCAGAUUUCUUUUUCAAAAUCCCAAAUUUAAAAGGCUUAUAAUAAAUCCUUAAAACGCGUGCACUGCUCAUGAACUUAUGCAAAGAGAAGUUACUUCAAAUUACAUUCUCAGAUAAUAUAACCUCUUUUCGAUAUUCAAGAAGCUGUGUUCAAAUUUUUUUUUUCGUGUGAUUCUCUGAAAGAUGAGCUUAAAAUUUUGAAGUUGCUCGCUGAAUAAAUCAGAUUAAGUACUGUUUUCAAUAAUGUUUCUAUCGCAACAGUGAAACAACUUUUGGUAAUUUUUUUUUUUUCAAGUUGGACUUUACACUGGGCAGGCACCUCCUUUUCCUGACCUGAAACAGGAAAAACAGGCAAAUUCCGUUUACGACUAAGGCUUCACUUUCGAGAAGAUAGAAAGCUCAAAAUAAGUAAAAUUUAAAAUAUGAAUUUUUGUUGGGGGCAUAAACAAAGUUACAUUUUGGUAACUAGACCUUAUAAUUAAUGCUGAAAACGUUUCGUUUGACUGGUUCUGCAUGUAACUUUAUUGAUUUAUACACACCCUAGUACACAACUCAGUGUUGACUCGCGAAGUCAAAAGUUGGAAACUGAAUAAAUACAUUUUUAAAGUUAAAAAAUGCAUCAUGAAUUUUCUAUAUGUACAGAAAUAGAUAAACUUUAUGGGUCUUUUUCCAGAGAAAGAAAUAAAACGAAAGAGAGCGAGAAAAUAGGGUGGACAAUAAGAAAACUGGACUACAAAUCUGAGACAUACAAGACAACCGAUACAAGAAAUUGGUUUCCAUUUUUUCCUUUUCAUCAUUAAGAAGGCGUUGUUCGCUCAGUUAUUUGACAGUAUGCCAUCAACUGUUUGUGUUGGCCACUGAAAACUAAGGAGGAACUCAUUUAAAUCACAAUAGACAUGCUUCAUCUGUAACUUAUACAUAUGAUUCACUUAAUAUAUAUCCAAAUCGAUCCAUCUUGUUUUUGUGUUGUUGGCUGAAGGAUAAAGUAUUAAUAUUGAUCUUGUAGUGUGCGAGCUAAGUAAUACUGCCCCAUAAUUGUUUUUUGAAUUAACCAAUUUGAGAAGUUCCUAUUGUUACUCAUUAUUUGCUUAAAAAAGCGUUUUUUUUUUAAAUCUAAGGACAAAAUACGUCACAGAGUGGGAGAAACAUAGCUUUGCUAAUUUUCGUUAUACAAUGUUUCAAAGGAAAAAAUUAGCGUGGUUCACUUAGCUCUCACAGUGACAUAUUGACUUUCAACAAUGAUAUCUUGAUAUUUGAACAGAUUCAAGUGCGUCAUAUUGAAUUAAGUUCAAUUAUGUAUCACGGUAUCAAAUCAAGGACAUUUUGUUUUGAUCUAUUUUGGCCUUCAUCUUUAAAUUGGCCAAUAAAGGCAACAAAGAGACUUAACUGACAAUUACGUUAGUAGCCAUAGUACGUUAUUGAAAUCAAAAUGAAAGGGUGUGGGGGUCCUUGUUUUCGUAGCACGGCAACUGAUAAAGGAUUGAACGGCAGCGUGGUACGGUAUAAACGAGCUCGAUAUAUUGUGACAACUUAAGUUACGCAUCACGAAAACAAAUGUGUUGUUGGUGAGGUCCACGACAUCCCAAAUGCAUAUAAUGACCUCGUUUUCGUCUUGAAUUCAUCUCAGUAACGUUUUAAAUGAUUUUUGUAUUUCUUUUUCUAGAUGAAAGACACAAAAAGGAAAAGAAGGAAGGCAAUGUAAAAGAAACGUGUCUGACUGAAAAUGGCCCAAAACGGAAGCGGCGAAAUCGCAGCCAUUUCACCCAGCGUCAGCUUCAAUAUCUGGAGAAGAUAUUUUCCCGCCAACAGUAUCUAACACGCGACGAACGCGCCUUAUUAGCAAGGGGACUGGAAAUGACGGAGCUGCAGAUAAGAAAUUGGUUUCAAAACCAGCGAUAUCAGAGAAAACAUCGUGCGAACGAAAACAGGAAAGCUGACGAAAAACCGGACUCUUCAACAUGCGUAAAGAGUGAAGCGUGA